This is a messenger RNA of Xiphias gladius (swordfish), 1524 nucleotides long. It is a transcript of the gene spag6, whose product is annotated as sperm associated antigen 6. Gene Ontology annotation, cellular component: sperm principal piece; acrosomal vesicle; axoneme. Lineage: Eukaryota; Metazoa; Chordata; Actinopteri; Istiophoriformes; Xiphiidae. Gene Ontology annotation, molecular function: microtubule binding. Gene Ontology annotation, biological process: filopodium assembly; epithelial cilium movement involved in extracellular fluid movement; neuron projection extension. The record is from RefSeq and is a predicted model, not a curated record. The transcript is spliced from 11 exons. The coding region runs from base 1 to 1524 and encodes 507 amino acids.
AUGAAUCAGCGACUGAUCAUUCAAGUUUUUGAGCAGUAUCAGAAAUCAAGGAUGCAAUUUGUGCAAACAGUUGCUGAUCUGGCAGCCAGACCGCAAAACAUAGAAAUCCUCCAAAAUGCUGGUGUGAUGUCCAUGCUGCAUCCCCUAAUGUUGGAUGUGGUUCCCAGCAUCAAGCAAACAGCAGCUUUGGCUCUGGGCCGCCUGGCAGACCACAGUGAUGACCUGGCUGAGGCUGUGGUGAAGGAAGACAUCCUGCCCCAGCUGGUCCAAUCUCUGGCCUCACAGAACAGGUUCUAUAAGAAAUCAGCAGCGUUUGUGCUGCGUGCAGUAGCCAAACACUCCCCUGGGCUGUCCCAAGCUGUGGUGGCCAGUGGGGGGGUGGAUGCCCUGAUUCUCUGCCUAGAGGAGUUUGACCCCGGGGUGAAGGAGGCCUCAGCCUGGGCACUGGGCCACAUCGCACGACACAACGCAUUUUUGUCGCAAUCUGUUGUGGAUGCGGGCGCUGUCCCCCUGCUGGUGUUGUGUCUUCGGGAGCCUGAGAUGGCCCUCAAACGCAUCGCAGCCUCCACCCUCAGUGACAUCUCCAAACACACACCAGAGCUGGCCCAGACUGUCGUGGACACUGGUGCCAUCGCACACCUGGUACAGAUGAUCCUGAACCCAGAUGCAAAACUCAAGAGGCAGGUGUUCUCAGCCCUCAGCCAGAUCAGUAAGCACUCGGUCAGCCUGGCAGAGAUGGUGAUAGAGGCUGAAAUCUUCCCUGCAGCAGUGGCCUGCCUCAGAGAUCCAGAUGAGUAUGUCAGGAAGAAUGUCACUACUCUGAUGAGGGAGGUGGUGAAACACACACCGGAGCUGUCCCAGGUGAUUGUGAACUGUGGUGGCAUGGCAGCAGUGGUCGAUUAUCUGGGUGACAGCCAUGGAAACCUGCGGCUGCCAGGGAUCAUGAUGCUGGGAUAUGUGGCAGCUCACAGUGAGAACCUUGCCAUGGCUGUUAUUCUCUCCAAGGGGGUGCCCCAGCUGGCCCUGUGCCUGUCUGAAGAAGCUGAACAUCACAUCAAGGCAGCCACAGCGUGGUCCAUUGGCCAGAUUGGCCAUCACACGCCUGAGCACGCCAAAGCCGUGGCCACAGUUAACCUGCUACCCAAACUGCUGCAACUCUACGUGGAUACCAGCAGUUCAGAGGACCUGCAGGUUAAAAGUAAGAAGGCUCUGAAGAGCAUUCUGCAGAAGUGCACCUACCUCCCAGCUCUAGAGCCCCUCCUCUACGAUGCUCCGAGCAACAUCCUCAAACAUGUUGUGUGCCAGUUCAGCAAGGUGCUGCCACAUGACAGUAAGGCUCGUCGUUUGUUUGUGACCAGUGGGGGUCUGAAGAAGGUGCAAGAGAUUGAGGCUGAGCCUGGCUCUCCUCUAAAGGAGUACAUCAAUGCUAUCAACAGCUGUUUCCCUGAAGAUAUAGUGAGGUACUAUUCCCCUGGCUACUCGGAAGUCUUGUUGGAGAGGUUAGAAAACUAUCAGCCAGCCUGA